AUGGCCCUGCAGGCGGCGUUCCUACCUUCCGCUCUCUCCGUCCCCAAGAAGGGCGGCCUCGCCGCCGUGGUGAAGGACACGGCGUUCCUUAGCGUCCCCCAGAAGAAGCUGCAGGCGGCGUCGCUGUCGGUGCGAACGCAGGUGGCGACGGCGCCUGUGUCCACGCCGGGGUCCAGCACGGCGGCCAAGGACGGAAAGAAGACGGUGCGGCAGGGCGUGGUGGUGAUCACGGGCGCAUCGUCGGGGCUGGGCCUGGCGGCGGCCAAGGCGCUGGCGGAGACCGGCAAGUGGCACGUGGUGAUGGCGUGCCGCGACUUCCUCAAGGCGGCGAAGGCGGCCAAGGGCGCCGGCAUGGCGGACGGCAGCUACACCAUCAUGCACCUGGACCUGGCCUCCCUCGACAGCGUGCGGCAGUUCGUCGACAACUUCCGCCGCGCCGGGAUGCCGCUCGACUCGCUCGUCUGCAACGCUGCCAUCUACCGGCCCACGGCGCGGACGCCGACGUUCACGGCGGACGGGUACGAGAUGAGCGUGGGCGUCAACCACCUGGGCCACUUCCUCCUGGCGCGCCUGCUCCUCGACGACCUGCAGCGGUCCGACUACCCGUCCCGCCGCCUCAUCAUCCUCGGCUCCAUCACCGGCAACACCAACACGCUGGCCGGGAACAUCCCGCCCAAGGCCGGGCUGGGCGACCUCCGCGGCCUCGCCGGCGGGCUGCGCGGCCAGAACGGGUCCGCCAUGAUCGACGGCUCCGAGAGCUUUGACGGCGCCAAGGCGUACAAGGACAGCAAGAUCUGCAACAUGCUCACCAUGCAGGAGCUGCACCGGCGGUACCACGAGGAGAUGGGCAUCACGUUUGCGUCGCUCUACCCGGGCUGCAUCGCCACCACGGGGCUGUUCCGCGAGCACAUCCCGCUCUUCCGGCUGCUCUUCCCGCCGUUCCAGAAGUUCAUCACCAAGGGGUUCGUGUCGGAGGCGGAGUCCGGCAAGAGGCUGGCGCAGGUCGUCAGCGACCCCAGCCUCACCAAGUCGGGAGUGUACUGGAGCUGGAACAAGGACUCGGCGUCGUUCGAGAACCAGCUGUCGCAGGAGGCCAGCGACCCGGAGAAGGCCAGGAAGCUCUGGGAGAUCAGCGAGAAGCUCGUCGGGCUUGCCUGA
This is a messenger RNA of Miscanthus lutarioriparius, 1158 nucleotides long. The record is from the annotation of a GenBank genome assembly. NCBI's taxonomy places the organism in Eukaryota, Viridiplantae, Streptophyta, Magnoliopsida, Poales, Poaceae.